Messenger RNA from Pocillopora meandrina, 4814 nucleotides. Lineage: Eukaryota; Metazoa; Cnidaria; Anthozoa; Scleractinia; Pocilloporidae. The record is from the annotation of a GenBank genome assembly.
AUGGAGGAUAAAGUUCACCUACCGAGCGCAAUUAUCACUGACCUUCUUCCUGUGAAAACUGAAGAGGAAAAAAGGGCAGGAUUUAACGAACAGUGGACAGAGAAUGAAGAGCCAAGGAAAGUGACUCUUGGCCGACCGAAGACAAACGAGAUUUAGCAGUGACAUUGUUUAAAUGAAUUAACGAAAGUAAUGAGAUGGAGCUGAUAGCUCAGAGAAAACUUCAACAAAUUAACUUUAAUUUUGUAAAUUUUAGUUCAUGUCACCUCACAACCGUUGAUUGCUCUCCGUUAGUAAAUGUAAUUAAGAAUGUUCAACAAAUUUCACAUUUGGAUUUGAAUCACAAUAACAUUGAUCCAUUUGAUUGUUUUGAGAUUUGUAAAUUGUUCAAAUGUAAGGAAUCUCAACUAAGCUGGUUAAACCUCAAAAACAAUCAAGUGACAGAUGAAGCAGCAAAGUAUUUAAUUGAAGCCAUCAACAACAACAACUGUCAGCUACGCAUGUUAAGCCUCAUUUAAUGACAUCUCGAACACUGGAGCACAGCACUUAGUUAAGGCCAUCAACAACAACAACUGUCAGCUAUGCAUAUUAGACCUCACAGAAAUAACAUCACAGACAUUAGAACACAGCACUUUGCGGAAGCCAUCAACAGUGACAACUGUCAGCUACACACAUUAAUCCUCUCAGGGAACAAAAUCCUCAGAUAUUGGAGCACAGCAUUUGGCUGAAGCCAUCAAGAACAACAACUGUCAGCUACACACGUUAGACCUCUCAGCAAAUAAAAUCACAGAUAAGGGAGCACAGCACUUGGCUGAAGCCAUCAACCACAACAACUGUCAGCUAUGCUUGUAAGACCUCUCUCUCAAUUAACACAUCACAGAAGCAGGUAAGCAACACACUUGUACUUUAAAAAGUAAAGGUCAGUCUAAGUGUAAGCCAAUUCUUUAGGCCUCAGCUUUUCCAAUUAAAAACUGUAAAGAAAUUGUUUGAACCACUAACUAUUCAACCAAGGUAACCAGUGACAAUUAGAGCGACAGUUACAACCCAAUGACUCAAAACAUGAAUGAAAGCAAACUAAACCUGUGAAGUGCUCAGAGCAGCAAAAUUACUUGAACUGGAUCGAAGUGGAGAAAACUGAACCAAUGAAGAUGUUUAUUGAGAACAAAGGAUGUCAAACUUUUUUUUGUAUUAAACAAACCAAUAACAUUGAAGAAAACAUACAAAGUUUGCUGCAAAGAGAAUGAACAAACUGUGGGCCUUUCAGGAACUUUGGCAUUUUAUGAUUAGUUAGUUUUGAUCCUAAAUUUACUGCAUGAUUGGUUAUGUUUUGAUUGCUUAUGUCUGUCAUAAGGAACAUUUUUUGUUGAAGUUCACUUAGAGAGUACAAGUGGAUCAAUUUAGUAAAUGUAGUGCAGAUUGCAGGGUACAACAUAUUUGUUUUAUUGCUCAUUUUUUCUUUCAAUCAAAUUCAAGUAGUUUCAUACUUACUGCCUUUAUUUGAACUCCUAACCAAGUUUAAAAUAUACAGAUCUCGCUUAAAAAAGUUAUUUUUGUAGGUUAAUGGUGUGAGAUUUAUAUUGUAUGGAUUGUAACACAUUUAUUUGAGGUUUCUGCAGUUGAUGUCAUAUAUAAGUGUAUUCUUGUGUGAUAUGAUUAAAUUUCAAUAAGUUGCACUGCAAAAUCUGAGGAACAAACCUCAAGUUCCCUAAAGAACCUUUUGUCACCUCCACCUGCUCUUAAGGGCAUACUACAUAAAAAUAGUUGGGACAUGUAACCCCCUUCCUGAAACCCUCACCAUAUCUCAGAUUAAAUGAUUUCCUUCCCAAUAAUGACACAAAAUUCUUCUUCACCUCUCAAAUCAAUAUUAAUGUUGUGAGCCUAAGAAAGCUUGAAAUGUAAAUAAUAUGAAAUGAAUGUCACAUGUUUGCUUGAAUAAUUUCCAGCCUUGCAACUUAUUCAAAUAUUGGCCAAAUAGGAGGACACCCCUUAAGCUUUUAUUAAUGCUAUGUUUAUAAAAUCAGUGGAACUUGGGAGCCAAAUAAAAUAGUGAUAAGACAAGAGAAAUCAAAUCUGAGAACAGAGAUGAAUUCUUCUCAUACAGGAAUGUGAGGAAAAGGCAAGGAAACUCCACAUUGAAUUCCAGCUGCAAUUAAGUACAGCCUGCAGCUUAGAAAAAACCUAAAAUCUUGAGAUUUAUUCUCAAUUUUUUAAAGACUUUCAAUCUAAAUUUUGACACAAACAUGUAUCUAUCCAUUUCAUUUCACUGCUUCAGUUUCUGAUACCAGUUUCCUAGGUAGUCUAGAAAAUGGCAGCAUAUAAAGACAAAUCAGCAACAGCAGUAACUUUGCCAAGAGUUUAGAUAUAGAGCUAUAUUUUCAUCUGAAAGAAACUGGAAAUGCAAACAGUAUUGAAAUGAACUGAAAGAUAAUCCUAAGGAAUUACUUGCAUCAAAAACCUCCAACAAAAUUAGUCUUGAUCAUGAGUUACACUUUUAACCCUUUAACUCCCAGAUCAAAUUAUUAAUUCUCCUUACUGUCAACCACACAAUUCUUAUAAUGUUCAGAGAAUUUAGUAUUAGAUCAACUUAUCUCCAAAUUGAUAUCUUUCUUUAUUCUCAUCACUUAUCUGGUUGAUAUUGUAUUGAUAUUGUAAGGAGAAACUCUGCCUUGGUCACCCAUGGGAGUAAAAAGGUUAAGUUUAAUCCAAUCAGUGUAAUCUUCCAUGGAAUUUUUGCUGAAGUGGAAAACACCAAAUUCAGGUUUCAUUUCUGUUGUUGCAGCAUAGAAAAACAUACCAUUUGAGACUGCUUCUCAUUCUUUUCAACACUUUUGAUCUCAAUUUUUUCAUGAUAAUUUCAGGGCUAAAAAAUAUUUAAUUUUUUUAAUUUCCACAAUUUUUGAAGAGUGGAUAACCUGCUACAAACCCCCUUCUGAAAAACUAGGUAAUAAGAAUUCCUGCCUCCAAACACCUUUAUUCAACAAAUCUAUUAAUCUCUAGUUAUUGAUAUGCACGUCACAGAAUGAAAAUGACUGUGGAUAUUAAGGAUAAAGCUUCAGCAUAUCAUUUUCCCUCAACAAUAUUAACCCUUGCACUCCCAGAAGUGAUCAAUAAGUAAUUUAUCCUUACAAAACAGUAACAAGCAUAAAGGUAAUGAGAAGGAAAUUUAUCAAUUAAAGUAUACUGCUCAGGACUUGUUUGACGAAAAACCAAAUUCUUCAAGCUAAAAUUUAAAGAAAUGUAUGGGAGACAAUGAGGAUAUAUUGAUAAUUACAUCUAAGGGGUAAAAGAGUUCACUGAAAAAAAUCUGAAUGACUUCUUACCGACAGUAUGAAAGUGACACUGAGGUCAAAACAUAAAAUUCUUACAACUAAGCUAAAUUUAUAUCAUAAAAAGUAUGAUGUAUGAGACAAGUCUUAUAAACAGAUAGAAUUAUCAAGUGAAAUGCUGAAGGAUCAAUAUAUGUGUAUGAAAUGACUUCUCAUAACUUUUUCUCAUAACUUCGCCGCCAGUUUGUGAGAAUUAUAUACCGUAUACCUAGCCGUAAUAAAGAAGUUGCUAUAUGCAAAUGAAUUUCGGUGAGCGCUAAGCGCAGGCAAACUCAUAUGAAUAAACUUCUGACCUACAGAACUGAAAAUGAAUGUAUUUGUAUAAUGUCAUUAAGGUAUCGAAUGUCAUUUCGAGGAUGAAAAUAAAUGCUUGCAAAUUAUUCAGGACAAUUUCCAGCCUGGUAGUGGCAAGAUCUCGGUGCUCAUCGACCCAAUUAUAUGCAGCCAAGUUUCUAAACCGCGUACUGCCAUAAUUGUUAAACAAGCAGGAACAAUCAUCAAUCGUUUCUAUUUUCUGUGACUGACCCAAAAAGAGAUUUUGAAGACAAAUAUUCGUUACUGUUCUUUACCUUUAUGGAUAAAACUAUAUGAUUGAUAGAAAGGUUAUCUUAAUGCUAUUUUUGACGACCAUAGUCAAUUUUUUUUCUUAAUACUUUUGAUUGUUUUCUGGUUAUUUCCCUUUUUUUUCGUUUUUGGCAUUUGCAUUUGAUUUGUUUGUUUUGUCUCUUUGUCUAAAUGUUUUCCAGUAUGUUUUAGUCCAGCUCGGCUUUUUUAACAAUGUUUUGCAAGAUUCAAUCCCUGGGGAAUCGAUAUGAUUGAUAAUCGAAGACAAGGAGGUAUAGGACUUUUUGGUUUUUGUUCUGAUUUGUGUUUGAAAGCGUUGAGAAACCGAAGUUAACAUGCGCUACAGAAGAGAUUCUGACUAAAUUGUUCUCUAAAGAGUCUACAUUUUGAAAGAACUAUUACGUUAAGAGGAAUUAACAUUACGGCUAAAGCAAUUGUGCCUUUUUCAUUCACGAAUUGUAUCACUCUAUGAAUGAUCGUAGGAGCCUUCAGCUGGAGUGAGCUUUCAUAGUAUGCUAAAAUGGAAAAUUUGGCGGGCUAAAAUAUACGGGUCCUGUUCAACAGGGAUUACCUUCAAUGAUGGUGCGUGCGGUUGGAGGAGGUAUAUUGAUUUUUCUACUGCAUUAAAGAGCGGUGCUGAAUGCUAAUUGUGAGACUAAUUUACAAACUUGUAAAGAAGCUUUCCAAAUCUCAUUGUUUAUACUGUUAUUUCGUCACCAAUUCAAGAUGCUAAAACUGUAUUUGCUAUCCUCUUUCUCUCUAAUGCCCCUGACAGUUAGAAACUGUGCUGAGCUGCACAAAUCUGGACAAAGAGUCAGCGGCGUUUAUACAAUGAUGAGUGAGGUGCCUUCGAUGUUUAUUGUAACCAGACAACAUCCUGUGGGGGGUGGACACUGUUUCGGAGAAGACUGCACACACCUGGGCUGA